CGUUACCAUGGCAUGAGGAAAAGAUACCCUGUUACAGUAUCAAUCGCAAAAGAAAAACGCACAAUCUACAGAGAACUAACAACACAACACAGCGCAAUACUACGCCAGUAUUAUGAACGUCGAGGGAUUUCGCGACGAAGAGGGAAAGGAAAACGUCGAGGUUCCCUUUGACACAUGCGACAAAUUCGACAACGACGACGAAAGCGAUCAGGACCCCACGGUGGAAUCCCGAAGAACUUUUGACGACUUCUUGGAAGCUGGCUUUCAGGCUACCAAGGGAUUGGCCGCCCCGUUGUAUGCAUCACCACCACCAACAACAACGGCCACGUCGUCGUCGACUUCCUACCACACAAUCGGCAGUAGCCACAACCCACUGAACGAUGCCGUUAGUGUCAACAUCAGCAAUAUUCCAAACAGUAGCGGAAUUCACAUCGCUUCUUUUUGCAGGCAGUGGAGAUACUGGUGCAUUCUGCUGUCUCUGGGGGUCGCAAACUCCUCCGAUGCUACCGAGAUUCUGUGCAUUUCGUACAUGCUGGGGGAUCCCGUCUUCCGAUCUAACAUGCUGGGCGAACGCGAGGGCGGCGAUGGGGCGAGUCACGGGUCCGGGCUCCUUGCGGCCGCCGUAUUUUUGGGGAUGCUCCUUGGGGGAUUGGUGGUCGGCACGAUGGGUGAUUGGUAGGCACACAUAGCUCGUGGAUUGCCGUGAUAAAAUUGUGCAUGGAUCUGGAUCAUUGAACAACGAGACCAAGCUGUUUUUUCGGACUGUAUAGGCUUGCGAUGCUUGUGCAUUUCAGUCCCUCUCGAACCAGCCAGCCUGCAGCACAAUCCGAUAUAGAAACAUUUCCUUGAAAACUGGAAGCUUUUUCUAAUAUUAUUGUUCUGUCGUUCCCCUUGCUUAUUUGCUCUUCGUGCGGGAAAACAUGAUGUAUUUUCCAAAACAAUACGUACUGUAUCCCAUGCGACAACCACAACAAAUCAUCCUGUCGUGAAUUCUCUGAACACGCAUCCAAACAUAAUGCUACGAAUCGAAUCCAUCUCCACCAGGAUCGGACGGAAGCCCAUGCUCCUGCUGGGGCUCUCGUGCAACUCGGUGGCUGGGGUUCUCUCGGCCCUUGCUCCCAGCCUGUAUGCACUGGCUCUGCUGCGGUGCAUCGCCGGGGUCGGCAUCGGAGCAACCGUCCCGCCCCUCUUUACCCUGGCCACGGAGCUGGCCCCACCUUCGGCCCGAGGGGUCUGCGUGACGGUCUGCGCGAGUUUCUGGAUGGUUGGGAGCAUCUACGUCGCACUCGUUGCGCUGUGGUGCUUCGAGGGACCAGCGGCGGAUGCUAGUGAUGCCGCGGCGUUGGCGAUCGCCACCUGGAGGGUGUUUGCGUUCAUCUGCGCCGCACCGAGUGCGCUCGGGGCAGCACUCGUCUAUUGGCUGGUUCCGGAGUCCCCGCGAUUUUUGGGCAUCGAGGGGCGAUCGGAAGAGGCAGUAGCAAUAGCCAAUUCCCUCGUCUGCAGCAUGAACGGUGGGAGCGAAAGCGGCAUUGCGGUCCCUCCUCUCACGAUCGAAGAACUGGAGGAUACCUUUCCCUUGUCCGCCCUCCGUGACCUAGAGGACCGACAGCUUCUGAACGGAGGCAGCGACCGGGGGAUGCCCGAGUCGGGUGUUUCCGGAAGAGGUGUAGAGGCACUGGCAUUUUUGGAAGCGACGGCCUCGGAUUUUGUUCGAUCGACCUCCAAGCUAUACGAGCCAAACCUGCGGCGGACCACCUGGCCUCUCCAGCUGGUUUGGUUCUCCCUUAGUUUUGGGACCUACGGGCUGCUCACUUGGAUCAACUUGCUGUUCGAGAAGGUCAAUCUGGAGAACGUCUACGUAAAUGCCCUCUUGUUUGCCGCUGCAAACCUUCCGGGAAACCUUCUCUCGGCCCUGCUCAUGGACAGGAUCGGAAGGUCGACAUCUCUCAUCGGCAGCAUUGCCUGCGCAUCGGUUAGCUUGAUGCUUUUUGCCCUGAGCGCGGUGUGGACCAACCCCACGGGGAUUGUCCUCAGCGCCUGCCUCUUCCAGUGCUUCACAGUGGCCGCCUGGAACACCAUCGACACCAUGACCUCGGAGCUCUUUCCGACCCUGGUUCGAUCUACAGGCCUCGGCAUGUGUGCAGCCAGCGGUCGCAUUGGUGCCCUCAUCGCCCAAUUCGUGAACGAUGCUCUAGUGGAAAAACCGGUGCGGCUCCUUCUGGUCGCCUCCGGAACACUGCUGCUUGGGGCCGUAACGCCGUGCCUGCUACCGGGGGACAUGACGGGUCGGCCCGUUCAUGACGAUAUGGGGACCGGAGGAAGAAAUCCCGGUCGCAUCUUCCAGAGGAAGAACAGCGGAACACGCUGCCUGGGAAACGAGCGUCAUCCAAGCAUCAACAGCCAAACCUCCGACACCGUUAGCGGCACGGUUGUACAACGUGUAUCGCGGCGGUAGUCUUCCGGUGACGACGGCAAGCGAAACGAACUCAACAGCCAUUAGCAACUUCAUUUGGUUGAGAAAGGAUAUUCGAAACAAAGAAAUACACACAAGCACCGACAAUCGUUUGGUGGAAGAGAACAAGUCCCGCUCGACAAAUCAUAAAGUGCUCUCGGAAAGACUGUUCACAGUGGAAGGCAAGGCACAAACAAACGAAGGAACACCUGAAUGACUCGAUUCAUGAAAAACAAAACAUGUCAUGCCGGGUAGAGGCUGUGACUCAAAAGGGUCGGGUCGUUUUCUCUUGAGACUUAAGGUUUUGAUUUGCACAAAGGAAUCGAAGGUUGAAUCUAACUGACUAGUCUGAAAAGGGUUUUGAACAAACGACUCGAUUCCAUUGUUGCCAAUGUCGGGAAGAUUAUAUCUCAUCAACACAUUCCAUUACAUUUCACUCUAGUCUUCCUUGUUUUCCAAGGCUAGGGCAUCAAAWWUUUUUUAAGCUACAACAUACAUGCUACCGACGAUCUCAUUUCGACACAUGAGAGAUUGAUUCCUUCCAAAGCUAUUUGCAACAGCCUUAUUCCUUUUGCUUCCGUUGUCUGUGCGAAGUGUCAUCCGUAUACAAAUACAUUUCCCCCAUCGACUAGCGAAUCAUGAACGGAACAACAAAACGAACAAGUGAUACAAUAUCCACUCCGUCAUGGUAUGAGCAGUCCAAUCGAAAAAUUCUCCUCGAGCCCAUGGAUGCAUUCUGCAAAAAGGUUAGAGAAUGAUUCAUUCACUCACUGAUUCCUUGCGGUGCACUGCAUUUAUUUUUAUCAGUCGUUACGGCUCGUUCGUGCGUUAUGAACCUUGAGGUACUGGGCGUGGAGCAGAUCGAGGAACCGCUCGUCCUGGAUAAGGGACAAGAGGGCGAGCUGAAGAGAUUUCUUGUCCAAAGUGGGGGGCUGCUGGGUUCCGUGAGUUGGCGUYGAGUUGUUCGACGACGGCCGCUGCUGCAAUGGGGCGCUCUGAGCAGUGGUGUCGCUGUUGCUGCUUCCACCAAUGUUCAGGGCGGCAAAGAGGGACGCCGUGGCGGCGUUGCGAUCGACCGCUGGUGUUGGCGCUGGUGGGGGAGCUUCUUUCAGGGUGUUUAGGACACGGGUCAGCAGGUMGUUCAUGCUCGCCCGCUCGCUAUCGUUCGGAAACCAGAUCCCCCGUAUCGUAGCUUUGUUGUUGUCUGCCCCGUCGUAGUUCUUAAAAAUCAAAAAGGGAUCGCUUUUCUGGAGCUGGAAGUCGCUCGUGAAGUCCAUUGUGUAGUUAUUGCUAGAGUUCCGGUUUAGGAUUACCAGCACGUUCUUGUUGCUGUUGAUGCUCCCAUUUCGUACCGCAAGCGAUAGGGGUCCCUCGACGUCCGAUUUUUCCCAGGACUGCGAAUCGUCGCGAAAGUGAUAGAGUACUACGUGGGUGGCACCGCCAAGAAUGUCGACUAUGGAGGGAUCAACGCUCCGCUUCAGCAACCGCAGAUUGGCCUCCUUUCGGGCCUCUUUGUUGACGUUCAGACUAAUCUUUGUCAUUUUUUGUGUUUUUUUUGUUGGUCGUUAGUUUCGUGCGGUACUCGGUUUGGUUUGAAUCGAAUGGAGGGGAAUUGGAUUGAAACGGAAUUUGUUCAAAGUUGUCUUGUUUUGGACCCGGGGAAAGUAAAAAAAUAAUGUACUU
Messenger RNA from Pseudo-nitzschia multistriata, 4135 nucleotides. Lineage: Eukaryota; Bacillariophyta; Bacillariophyceae; Bacillariales; Bacillariaceae. The record is from the annotation of a GenBank genome assembly.